UCUUCUUCUUCCCACCACCUGCCCGCCCAAGCCACACGCUCUUGAUUCUCUCGUUUCGACAGAGCAGAGCAGCAGCAGCAGCAAGCAGGUCGGGCAGGUGCAUUGCAGUCUUCCCCCGAGCAGGACUAGCCGUGCCGUGCCUAUAUCUCUACUCGGCGGCACGCACGCGGGAAAGGCUGCUCCCCCCAGGACGGUCGUAGGACCUCACCCUCCUCCACUACCACCACGAGACGCCUCUCUCCGCGAGCACUGUACCACGCCGGGCAUGCAGACGGCCUGAUCAGCGUCGACACACUCCCUCGCACCCGGCACCGACACUCUUUCCACCCGACUCGACCACUUGGCUCCGGCAGUCGCCCGAUCAUUCCAACAUCACAUACCCAGACCCAUUGGAAUAGCAGCAGCACUGGCAGCAGCCAUUGACUUGGUCUACAUCGCUCCUCCAGCCCGAUAGCCAACAUCCACCACGUAUCCAUCCUCCCACCAGCUGUGAGCUCCCGCCGAGCUACACACCACAUCCACCAGACACAAUUACACCACUCUCGACCGGCAUACCACCACUAUCUCACCACCCAGCAUGGAAUUCUCAUCGCCUCUGGCGGCAAUGCGUCCGAUACCGGUUCCUACUUGGGGCGGUCGAAAAGAUGUCCCCAACGGCCGUCCCACGUACCGUGGGUACCAGACGUUGGGCCCGAACAACAACUUCGACUUCAACAACAUGAGCAUGUACCACGAGAAGCCUCGUCGGGGCGACUACUUCACGUUGAAGCCCGUGCGUGGGUCAUCUCCCACCGCGAGUCUGACUGCCGAUCUAGACGCCAACUUCCACAUCGAUAAGAGUCCCCAGGCGCCCACCCCGCGACGCUCAUUGUUCACGCAAGACCUCUUCAAGCCACAGCAGAAUGCGUUGGACACUCCACCAAUCGAAGUCGAACCUGCGCGAACUCCGCCCAUCGUCCCCUCGUCAUCGCCAUACUACGAGUCCAUGGACAUCUCGCCCCUGCCACACAAGGCGCCAUGCACUUUCCAUCUGACCUUGCCGUCGCCAACGCCUGAAGCCACGCCCAGUCCAGAUCUAGACCUGUCGCCAGACCUGUUGUCGCCCGAUCAAUUGCCUGCCCCCGCCGUACUUGAACGAACCAUUGACCCAGCAUCGCUCGAGGCGCCAGAGCGUCGAAGACCCGCUAGUCGUCCAGGCCUGAGCCGAACCAAAGGUCUCUCCACAGGCCACAUUCCUCAGCGCCCCACCACCGCUGAGACACAGCUACCACCCUUCCGCUUCGGCAAUGUCGCCACCGCUGGCUUGUCAUGCUCGUCGACGCCCUCGCUGCUAGAAAGCUUCACCGAAUCACCCGUCGACGAUCCGCGGCCGUCCGGCUUGGGCUCAAUGCUGCCACCAUCGCGAAGGACUUCUAUCAGCAACGCGAAUCGCUGCAAUGGGUCACCGUCUGGCAGUCAUGUUCGCAAGUCUUUGGCCGGACGGCCUGCGUUCGUACGACCACAGAGAAAGCUCAUCCGGAGAUCUCUCAGCAUGUUUCAGCAUCCCGACGAUAUCAUGAAGGAGGAGCAAGAGACGUUUGACCCAUCAUCGAGUUUGUCUUCUGUCAUGGAUAUUGAGCAGGAGCCUACUCACAAGCUGCCCUAUUUUGUGCCCGAUGACGAACCCGAAGGCCUGCCCAGGAUCACCCAGGAAACGAUGCUUGAUGUUCUCGCCCAAAAGCAUUCUGACAAAUAUGAACGCGUUCUCAUUGUCGACUGUCGAUUCGAAUACGAAUAUGAAGGCGGACACAUCGAGAGUGCUGUCAACUUCAACGACAAACAACACUUGGCCAGCGAGCUCUUCAGCCCGAAUGUGCCCAGUGGUAAUACCCUGCUCAUCUUCCACUGUGAGUAUUCUGUGCACCGUGCACCUCUCACCGCGAAGUUUAUCCGAGGCCACGACCGGACUGUCAACGCCGCCAACUAUCCCCACCUCACGUAUCCAGAGAUGUAUAUCCUAGAUGGCGGCUACAGCAAAUUCUUCGCAGAGAAUCCCUCCAAAUGCUUCCCACAAAACUAUGUGGAAAUGAACGAUCAUCGUCAUGAAAUGGCAUGUGAACGUGGCAUGGCAAAGGUCAAGCAACAACCACGCCAGAAGCUGUUUCGCAACCAGACCUUUGCCUUCGGCACGACAUCUGAUGACAUGGACGACUCCCCGACCGCCCUUGGUCGUACAUUAGGUCCUCGAUCACAAAGCACCUUUGCAGUCGGCGCCGACAUUGCAGAGGGCAUUGGCAUGUCGUAUCAACGACGCAUGGCCUCCUACUGAUAUACGAAUACCCCUCCUGGCCUUGGUGCAUUGCAUAGCAUGGCGUUCUAGGAGCGACUUCCCUUUCGCCUCGAUUUUGCGAGGCAUUUCUGCGGCGUUCAAGCGAGCCAUUCCAGUGGCGAUUUCCUUUCAGGUGCAACGUCGGCGGCGACCGACCCUCGGAUUUCCUUUCUGGACGAUCAACUUUUCAUUGCGUUCCCUUCCUUUAUGUCUUUUUACGAUGAAGACCACGGCACAUCAGUACAGUGACCGUCGGCAAAGUGCAACGAUACCCAGCAUCCCCACAAUCCUCUCGGCCUUUUUCCACCCACAGGCGAACCUCUCUUAGCAACAACGAAUUCCUCCUCAGCAGCCCGGAACAGAACGUCCUCCGGAGCUUCCACGCUACUUUUGACAGAGCGCAAAUUUGUCACCUUCCCGAUUUUACUCACCAACAACAUUGAGCGGCAUUGACACGCCAUUCCACCGCCAUUCAUCAGCGCGGGACAAUAUCAUGACCUUGUUCCGGCCCUGGCUUUACCGGCACGAUUGCAUCGCCGGUCCACAGCUUCGACUUUCGAAUUGUACACCCAGAAUAAAACAGCAUCCAUGAACACUUGGUAGCCAGGAGUUUCAGACUCACAACCAAACCCCCAGCUUCACCAAUGAAACGAGCUUGCAGGAUUGUACAGACUAGGAAAGAGAAGAGCGCGCAAGGCGCAAUUGAACCCCAGCUUUGUACCACGAUUUGGAACUCUGGCGCCCCAGAUGACCUCGCUUUAUGCAGGCAGCGCCAGGCCCAACUUUUGUACUACUACUGUUGUACUACGAAACCUUUGCCUGGUACCAUGAAGAUUUACCUGGGGUCAGAAAGCAGAACCAGGAAGCAGAAGAAGAGGCUGAUGACAUUGAAUAACAACAGUGUCUCUCGUUCUCUGCCGUAAUGUCUCAAUGAAACGAAUCAUAUUCAAAACAAC
Cercospora beticola is the source of this 3264-nucleotide messenger RNA. It is a transcript of the gene MIH1, whose product is annotated as putative tyrosine protein phosphatase MIH1. Gene Ontology annotation, cellular component: nucleus; cytoplasm. Lineage: Eukaryota; Fungi; Ascomycota; Dothideomycetes; Mycosphaerellales; Mycosphaerellaceae. Gene Ontology annotation, molecular function: protein tyrosine phosphatase activity. The record is from RefSeq and is a predicted model, not a curated record. Gene Ontology annotation, biological process: protein dephosphorylation; positive regulation of G2/MI transition of meiotic cell cycle; G2/M transition of mitotic cell cycle.